AUGCCCGUUCCGCUCACUGGGAUAAAGGCUAUGUUUUAUUUGGAAGACAUUGGUGACUCAGCUUUUGCAGUCAUUUCUCCUGGAGAGUCGGCUAUUGUCAAGCAUGAACUGUCGACGCUCUUUGCCUUUGCCUCCGCUGUUCCAGGAACGCUCACGUUCAUGUCUGUUACGAUGUUCAAAAUGGAUGGUACCGAAGCUGGAUUCGCCAAUGCGAGCCUUGACAGGAUUUCAGUGUCGUCCAGCAUGAAAGCAAAUAGUGACUCACGACGUGACCUCUGGUGGAGUGACAAAUUCAGUGAAGUUUCCUGUGAAUGCGAACAAGACAAUGAGACGAAUGUUGCAUAA
Desarmillaria tabescens is the source of this 345-nucleotide messenger RNA. RefSeq lists its product as uncharacterized. The record is from RefSeq and is a predicted model, not a curated record. Bases 1 to 345 code for a protein of 114 amino acids. NCBI's taxonomy places the organism in Eukaryota, Fungi, Basidiomycota, Agaricomycetes, Agaricales, Physalacriaceae. The transcript is spliced from 3 exons.